Trypanosoma cruzi is the source of this 1641-nucleotide messenger RNA. RefSeq lists its product as uncharacterized. Bases 1 to 1641 code for a protein of 546 amino acids. The transcript has a single exon. The record is from RefSeq and is a predicted model, not a curated record. NCBI's taxonomy places the organism in Eukaryota, Euglenozoa, Kinetoplastea, Trypanosomatida, Trypanosomatidae.
AUGGGCCUUUUGUGUCACAUGUUGGUUUUAUUUCUGCUUUUAACGUAUGUACUUUUGUGUGUGUGUGUGUGUUCAAUUGAGGAAGAAAUAAUGGAUUUGAUUUUUGCUGAGGGAACACGGACGCCUUCUGCAAAGCCCUUUGCGAUUCCUUCCGAAGUGAAAUCCCGUCUACGUGCGAGAAAUCCGGCAGAACGAGAACAUGUAGGAGGAACAGAAGAAGCGGGGAAAAGAAAAGAGGAUGAAUUUAGUGGGGCAGUGGCGGCACGAGGCCUGCCAGGAUCCCUAGUGAAGUACAUUCAACGAUGCAUCGAGUACGGUCAGAACUCUACACACCUGGAGGAGGAGUUACAGGCAGCAAACGGAUUGACAGAUUCUACGCGACGGUUGGCUGCGUUGCAAUCGGCUCUUUCUAUUCUAUGUCACAUAGCCGCCAUGGACAAGUCCUAUUGUUUUAUUUCCAGUCGUUCAACAGCGCCCCGGAAACAACCACUCGCCAGAACAAGCAGGAACCGAAGCCAAACCACGAAGCUCAUUUCAGAUCCAUUUUUCUCACUCUCAGAUAUUUACACGACCGUCCGAAGUCUAAAGUUGGAGUAUGAGGAUGUACUGAAACAACAAAAGAGUGGGAUUGGUAAGCAGGAACAUAUGAGUGUAAAUUCGGUAGCAGCCUCUGUUUCCACUAUCGAGGCACGAGUGGAUGCCUCACUGGCUUUAUUGGAGUUUACCGUAUUGCAGAUGCUUCUCAACUUUGAUCGAGCACGUGAUAUUUCGGUUGGGUACGUUGCUGACAUGCUGCGAACGAUGCCGCAGAUUUUUGCCACGGAGAAAAGGCCUCUCACAGUUCUGCAGGGUGACGAUGGUAAAAAUAGAGAAAGAAAGCGUUUUCGCGAUGGUGGAAAUGUCGUUGACGAUGUGGCUAAUGCGGCAAAUUCAAUUGUUUUGAAAGCACUUCAAGCGCUGAAAAGUAAAGAUUGCUUUCGCACCUUGAGCCGGGCAAACAGCGGUAAUACUGUUCGAGCAUCGGAUGGUUCGCUGCCGGUGUCAUUUGAUGGGAUGAUGACCAACGCACUGGAUGGCACAUACAGAGGGCGUGGUAUUUACGGUGCAUUGCAUGACGUGAAGAUGCUUCUGUAUGGAUUAUAUGCCACCGCUCCCUCUGAACAGGAGGAGCAUAUCACAUUAGCGCGUCUUCAGUUUGAGCAUUCAUUAAGAGAGGAAUAUGACCUUUUUUUGCGCAAGACAGGGCUCCGUGGAGAGGUGGAAGAUCCGCUAUUGCCAGAGAGAACCAUGUUUGACGUGAAUCCACUUUUUGCAGACGCCGACUCCACAUCCUGCACUGAUACACAGUUAAAAUCUUUGAAGCUGUUAGAUUUGAUUCGUGAGGUGGAUAACGAGAAUUGGUUUGAGUACCCCGUGUUCGACAUGGCCAAUAUAGAGCUAAGUAGCAUCGAGAAAUGGGUACGUGGCUCGAUAUUUGGUAUGAAGACAAACCGUGAAGCCUUUUUGGCUCUCCGAAACGUUUUGGAGCAGAUGGUGGAUAACUGUGUGUUGAGCUAUGGGCCAACCAGCCCAUUUUCUCAAGUCAUCACAUUGAUGCGGCAGCGUUUGGUUGAUGCUGCCCGCGAGGUGGGCCUGUUGUGA